Messenger RNA from Rhododendron vialii, 1186 nucleotides. Its product is annotated as exosome complex component RRP41 homolog. The record is from RefSeq and is a predicted model, not a curated record. Lineage: Eukaryota; Viridiplantae; Streptophyta; Magnoliopsida; Ericales; Ericaceae. Gene Ontology annotation, cellular component: cytoplasmic exosome (RNase complex); nuclear exosome (RNase complex); nucleolus. Gene Ontology annotation, biological process: poly(A)-dependent snoRNA 3'-end processing; rRNA catabolic process; U4 snRNA 3'-end processing. Bases 106 to 831 code for a protein of 241 amino acids. The transcript has 12 exons.
CAAAAGCCCGUUGUAAGCCCUAAAUCACCCGCACUGUUCUGUUUCUGCGAAAACCUUCCCUCACUGUUACUGCGUCUCUCUCUCUCUCUCUCUCGUUUUGCAGAUAUGGAGUACGUGAGCCCCGAAGGUCUCCGGCUAGAUGGCCGCCGCCCCCUCGAGAUGAGACAAAUUAAAGCUGAAAUAGGUGCCGUUUCCAAGGCUGAUGGUUCAGCUGUUUUCGAAAUGGGUAACACCAAAGUCAUUGCUGCAGUGUAUGGUCCUAGAGAGGUCCAAAAUAGGAGCCAACAACUUAGUGAUCAGGCCCUGGUCCGUUGUGAGUAUAGCAUGGCUAAUUUUAGUACCGGAGAUCGUAUGAGAAAGCCAAAGGGUGACAGGCGAUCAACGGAGAUAUCUCUGGUUAUUCGCCAGACCAUGGAAGCAUGCAUAUUAACGCACCUAAUGCCUCGAUCUCAGAUAGACAUCUUUGUCCAAGUUCUCCAAGCAGACGGAGGAACGAGAUCUGCAUGCAUAAAUGCUGCGACCUUGGCCCUUGCAGAUGCUGGGAUUCCUAUGCGGGAUCUUGUCACUUCAUGUAGUGCUGGAUAUCUUAAUAGCACCCCUCUGCUUGAUCUAAAUUAUGUUGAGGAUAGUGCCGGAGGCCCUGAUGUAACAGUAGGAAUUUUACCUAAGUUGGAUAAAGUUACUCUGCUUCAGAUGGAUGCUAAGUUACCCAUGGAUACCUUUGAAAACGUAAUGCAACUUGCAAUAGAAGGCUGCAAGGCAGUAGCGAAUUACAUUCGGGAAGUAUUACUAGAAAACACUAAACAGCUAGAGUGUCGGAGGGGCAUGUAACAUGUAAAGGGGAUGCAGGCUCUGGCUCGGGAUCUGGCUCUCUUGCUUAUAUGAAAGCUCAGCACGAGGAACUCUGGAUACUGAAUUGAUGUAUGAAAUGUGUGUUGAUAUGAGGUUUUCUGUGUCUCUCAGAACUGCAAAUAUCAACUGAUGUGGACUUUCGCAUCCCCAGAAGGUUGCUUUUCGGGGGUGGAUGAUUUGUUACUCUUUUCUAGGAACGACAUUCGGACUGUUGGAAUUCCUCGUCUUAGCAUAUAUCUAUGUGAAAAGUUUGUUUAGACGAUUUGGGCUACCUCUCUAUGAUUCUCAAAUUCUCCAUACAUUGAAUCCCCAAUAUCAAGCACAUCUUCCAUAA